Messenger RNA from Frankliniella occidentalis (western flower thrips), 5101 nucleotides. It is a transcript of the gene Bsg25D, whose product is annotated as ninein-like protein. The record is from RefSeq and is a predicted model, not a curated record. The transcript is spliced from 17 exons. Gene Ontology annotation, biological process: microtubule anchoring at centrosome. Gene Ontology annotation, cellular component: centrosome. The coding region runs from base 369 to 4301 and encodes 1310 amino acids. Gene Ontology annotation, molecular function: calcium ion binding. Lineage: Eukaryota; Metazoa; Arthropoda; Insecta; Thysanoptera; Thripidae.
CUGUUAUUUCAAAGCUUUCCUUGUUUUUUUAUGAUUACCAUUUGGUGUUGGUAUUUUAGUUGAGGCGACUAACCCGCAACCGUGAAAACAUUAAACAGUCAACAAAGCCGUGCUUCGCUGUCAUUCGUCAUUCGCCUGUUUGAUCAACUCACAACACAACAACUGGGCUCCAUGAAGAUUUACAGAUGUACUUGUUAUCGGUUACGAUAAUUGUGCCAUGAUCCAUGAAACAUAUGCAACCCCACGGUAGAUUGUGUUCUUGCAGAAAUUCGUCAAUCCACAGGACAUUUUUAUAGGAGAGAAGUUUUCACCGAGAUUUGUUCCAGUUCAGUGGACAGGCCUUUUGCCGGUUGGAAUAUUGCAAUGAAAUGGACAUGUUUGAGGCUGAUCCCUACAAACAGCAGCUUUGUGCUCUGUUUGAAAGUUUCGACACUGAGAACACUGGAAGCCUUGACCGCAAAGGGCUUCAGCAGCUAUGUGAACAGCUACCGCUUGAUCAAAACCAAUCAUCUGAUCUAAUAAGUGCUGUUCUAUGUGGCUCAUCUACACGAAUUAGUUUUUGUCAGUUUUGGGAUGGCCUCCUAGCUCAUCUAGGUGGUGGAUGGGGUUCAUCUUGUGUUCAGGGCUCAUCUUCUACUGCUGAAAAAUUCAAACAUAAUGAAAUAGCAAAUGAGAGAGGCGAAUCACCUGAAAGAGAAGUUUCACCUAAGUUAGUCUUAGGUCUAAAGAAAUAUGGUCGACGUUCACGACCUGAGAGCUCAGAACUAGAGUUUGACUCAAGUGUCUGUGAUGACAAUCCUGAAAUUACUGAAAGACUGUUAAACGAGUCUCUGAAACAUCCUCCCCAUUUAUCUUUGUCUUCAAAUGGGAAUGAAAGCAGUGGAUCUCAGCCCGUUGGCUGCUUUAAUAAGAAACGACGUCCAAAUGAGGCCCAGGAAAAUCAUUCCUCUGUUUCACCCACUCCAUCUCAACAUGGUCCCACCUUAAAUGGAUUUCAAGGAAGCUUAAGUCAGGCUGAAGAAUAUUUAAAGCAGGCUUGGGUGCAGUUUGGUAAAAACGGCUUUGUACGCCAAGCAGAACUUGAGCAAGUUUGCGAAUGCAUUGGCAAUGAGAAGUUAUCAAGUGAUGCAGUGCAACAACUAUUUGAACAACUUGAUGCAGAUAGAGAUGGGAAAGUUAGUUUUGAUGACUUUCUUCUUUUGUUUCGUUCGGGGGUACCUUGUACAUCAAUUAUGUCUUCCUCAUCUCAAGGGUCUUGGGGUUUUGGUUUAAACACCAGUACCCUCAGUAGUGGGGCAAGCUUAAAUCUCAUUGAAAUUAAUGGAGCUGGAGCUGCAAGUGCUGAUGGAAUAAUUGAACUAUGGGACAACGCAGGAGUAUCAAACCCAUCACUCUUAUUACGAGACCUUAAUGUUGAUGACUCUCUCAAGUCUCUGAAUAUUUCUUCUGUAGCCUGUGCUAUUGAAGAAGAAAUUCUGAGGCAAGGCAAGACUACGUCAGUUCCUGAAGCUUCGGGACUGCCUAUUACCACAGCACCCAGCAUGUUUACUAACAAUUUAUUAUUAGCUGCUCUUUCUUUGAGGCAAACAGAGGUCAGAUGGAUCAGAUCCUCUCUAGAGCAGAUGUCUUGUGAGAGAGACAAACUGAAAAAUGAUCUGGCAGAAGCCAAUUACCGAGCUAGUUUACUUGCCCAAGAAAUUGAUGAUCAUCACUCAAAGUUAGAGAGAGUUAGUCAAAAUCAAUUCAAGUUGUUGGAAUUGAAACAUUCUGAGGCAAUUCGAGAUCUCACUGCUAGAUUCACUGCGGAACGUGAUCAGUUAACCCAGCACAAUAACCGUCUUGAUCAGAAAGUUGCAGCCCUUCAACUUGCAGAAUCUAAACUUGCCUCAGACGUAGCUGCUCUCAAAAUUGAAAAUGAAAGUCUUGAACAGGAGUCACGAAACUUAUCUGAGCAUGUUGCCGAAUGUGAAGAGGCAAAACAUCAAAUGGGCAAGGAGCUUCAGGAGAUAGAAAAUCUUCAACAGCGUCUCGCUGAACUUCAGGCAAAUCAAGAUCAGGAUCGAAUUGAACAUUUAGUUGAUCAGAUUACCAAGUUAAGAUCUGAAAAUUCUAGUUUAAGAGAUCGCAAUGAUGAGCUUGCAGUUGAACUUGAGAUACUGACAACUCGGGUUUCAAACAUGAGAGUGAGAAGACAGGCUGCUUCCUCUGUGGAUGGUAGUCUCAAAAGAAGAGGGAACUCUCCGCUUGGUGUUGAACCUACAGAUGACAGUGGAGAUGAAGAAAGCCCACGUCUUGGAAAAGUACGAAGAUGUUCACAGAAAGGAGAAGUUUCUCUUGAUAACAUACACAUUGAGGGUCUUCAAAUCCAUCCUCUUGGAGCAGCUGAAUCAGGUCUGGAAGCUGAUGUUGAGUACACUGACAACCUGUCUGUGGCAUCCAUCACCAAAAUUCCUCGGAACACUUUGCACUUAGAGAGUGAGCAAUGGAUGAACAUAACCAGUGAGAGCUCAAGCUUACUGGGAAGUCAAGAUGACCUCAUGAAUCUCACCAACUCUGAUCUGGGGUGUCCAUCAAAAGGAAAUAUAGAUAUUGCUCAUUUACAAGCUCGCAUUGUAGAAUUGGAAAAGGCUCUUCACCAUCAUACCAGCAACGUUGUGGGCAGUCAAGAUGUGAAGCAAGGUGAUUUGCAUGGUUUGAAGGAUACAGAUACAGAUUCUCGGUGUAUGAACGAACAGGAUGCAUCAACAAGCAGUUUGCAAACAGAUCAUGUGUCUGGAGAAGACACCCUUCAGAACAAUGAAUCUCAAACUGGCUCUGGUCAAGCAGUACAGCAACUACAACAGCAUUGUAAAGACCUUGAAACCCAACUAGAAAAUGUUAAAGUGCAGAUAGUAAAAAUUCUUUCAGAAAAACGAGCAUGCUCUCAAGAGAACUGCAUAUUAAAGAAAAGGAUUUGUGACUUACACAACCAGUUACCGGACACUACGCUGAACUUUCACGUAUCAUCACCUCCAUGUGAAUCAGUUGUUGACCAAAAUAAUGAUGCUGAAAAGACCUGCGGAGAUCAAGAUGGAAGCCUCUGCCAUCAACCCAGCCGGCUGACUGAGGAAUCUAUUAAUGCAACUGACUCUGCAAUUGUGAAGGAUUUUGAAAGCGAAUCAAAGUGUUUGCUGGAGGAAAAAUUGAAAACUUUACAGGCACAGCAUGAUAGUGAAAUAUCAGCCUUGAGGAACCAAUGCAGUGAUCUUGAAAAGAGUUUGUCUAUGAUGCGAGAUGAGUAUGAACGUUGUGAGGACUAUUGGGCAGGGAAACUUGAUGAGGAGCGGCAAUUAGCUGAACAGGAGCAACAAAUCACAGAUGAAAAGUUUUCUGAACUAAUGUCCAAGAUAAGAGAAUAUGAAGAUCUAUUUGCUGAUGAUCAUAUGCGAAGAACAUGCAAACCUUUGGAUGGUCGUCUAGAAACAAUUGAGGAACAAGAUGGAGUAGAAAAGCAGGUCAUGGAGCUUGAGGAAGAGCUUGAAGAUCUCCGAACCCAAGCACGGGCAAAAUUAAAUGAAAAAGAGAGUGAAAUUCAGAAACUAAAAGAACAGCUGCAAAACCUCUCUGAAAUGCCUCACAGUGCUUGCAGUGCAGCUGUCCAAGUAUCGGAUCUAGAAACAAGAAGUUGGGGAAGUGACCGUACAUUCAUUGUCAAACCUCGCACUGCAAAAAAUGAGGAUGGGUCAGCUGUGCAACAUGUAAAUGGCAAAAUCCCUGCGACAUUGUUGUCAUCCUCAUCCUCCUCUUCAUCAUCGUGUGGCUCCUCAGGCCUGCGUCAUGAUGGAGUUACAAGAGACAUUACCACUGGUACUGUACGUCAUCACCAGCCGCAUAUACGUCAUCGUAGAAUGAGACAUCACCCACAAUAUCCUGCUCUCAACUGUUUAAAUCCUGAGGAUGAGCUACAAGCAGUUGGUUUACGUUUGCGUGAACAGGAGCAAACUUGCAUAAGAUUACAAAGAGCUCUUCGAUCUCAACAGCAACAGACUCAAGCUCUCUUACAACAUUCCUGGGAUCGCCACAAACAGGAGGUUGCUGAUCUUCAGGUAAUUUUGCAGUGUACACAAGAAAAACUCGAACAGCAGGGUGAAAUAUCUAGGGAACAGAUGAAUAGACUGACUCGUUCAGAUAUUUUGGUCAAAGAGCUGUAUGUGGAAAAUGCUCAUUUGCUAGCAUCCAUCCAGAACCUUGAGGAGCGCUGUCUAUUACUUUUUCAACAACAAGCUAGCAUUUCAAGUGCUGAUAAUUGUAGCUCAGUUUAGUUAGUAGCUAUUUCAAUUUUUUGAGAGGCUAACUAAACUAAACUAAAUCAAUACAUGACAUUUCUAAUAAUUAGUGCUCAUAUGUUUGAAGUUUUAAGUCGUACAUUGUCUGAAAAUGGUUUAUUUGUCGUUACAUUUUAUUAUGUAGUACAAGGUUGCAUCAAUUUUUGUGUAGGUUUUCACUUGUGAGAUAAUUUAUAAGUUGAACUUUAGGCUAAACUCGAUUAAUUUUAAAAAUUUGAAAUUAUGACUGAAUCUUAAUUUAUCUAUGUUAUUACUGUUUUGGUACUCUUGUACUUUAGUUUUUAUUUUCUUUGUCUAGAAUGUUGAUUUCAUGACUUGUUGUUGCUUUUAUCUCUGACAUGUACUGUCUCCACAAUUUUGUGUUAAUUCUUAUACCAAAGAUAGACCAUAAUUGUACUUGUUUUGUUUAUGUUUUGGAUUGUUUUUUUUUUAAGAAAUAUUAUGACUAUUGAACCUUACAUGACCGGUGUUGUAUGGUUAGUAAACCUGAUUUCUGAUGUGGAAACUUGCCAAAGGGUGGAUGCUAUUGUCAUCAUAUAUUGUUGUGAACUAGUUCUACUAACAAAGGAGCAAUGAAACAGUCACAUCAGCUUCAUACUGAUGCCUAAAGUAAAAACACUUGAAAGAAAUUUGUGGUUUUCACUCUGAUUUAGUCAAACAUAUAUGUAGUGAUCACAUUACGAUAACAUUGUGUUAUUAUUAUUGGGGUAAUGCAGCUAAUGGGCUGCUGCUUUCUUACAUAUGUGCCUUUUUAAUUAAAACAAAACUUUUACUCA